This is a messenger RNA of Fragaria vesca subsp. vesca, 480 nucleotides long. RefSeq lists its product as uncharacterized. The record is from RefSeq and is a predicted model, not a curated record. The transcript is spliced from 2 exons. Bases 1 to 480 code for a protein of 159 amino acids. Lineage: Eukaryota; Viridiplantae; Streptophyta; Magnoliopsida; Rosales; Rosaceae.
AUGCAAAAGCUAGAGGUCAGCGGGAGACUGGUGAAAUGGGCAAUUGAACUGGUGGAAUUUGAUAUCCAUUACCGGUCGAGACUGGCAAUCAAGGGCCAAGCAGCGACAGACUUUAUAUCUGAGCUCACGCCCAUGAAAGUUGUGGGAGAGUCCUCUGAGCUCACGCCCGUGAAAGUUGUGGAAGAGUCAUUGGAGCUCACCCCCACGAAAAUCGUGGGAGUGCCCUCCGAGACCGGCGGGGAGGAAAGUGGUCCCGGAGCGGAUAAGGAGAUGCACAUUCACGCCUCAAACAAUGCGGCAGAGUACGAGGCCUUAAUUGGUGGGUUGCAACUCUCACGGGAUAUUGGCGUAGAUAGAGUGGAGGUGUUCAGUGAUUCACAGCUGGUCGUCAAUCAAGUCAACGGGAGCUUCGAAGCAAAGGAGCCUCAAUUGAACUCCUACCAAGCACUGUCAAAAACCUUCAUGCAACGCUUCAAGUAG